Messenger RNA from Lytechinus variegatus (green sea urchin), 2603 nucleotides. RefSeq names its product cholinesterase 2-like. The record is from RefSeq and is a predicted model, not a curated record. Gene Ontology annotation, biological process: acetylcholine catabolic process; choline metabolic process. The transcript is spliced from 5 exons. The coding region runs from base 540 to 2429 and encodes 629 amino acids. Gene Ontology annotation, cellular component: plasma membrane. Lineage: Eukaryota; Metazoa; Echinodermata; Echinoidea; Temnopleuroida; Toxopneustidae. Gene Ontology annotation, molecular function: acetylcholinesterase activity.
UAGCUGAUUUGUAUAGCGCCUUUUGAGGAUACAAAGCGCAUCUAUUGCUACUUCGGAUUUAGCUCGAGAAACAUCUCUAUCAGCAAUGCUCAAUUUAAUAGUACAUGAAAGAAAUUAAUCCGAAUUCUACCAAUUGAUUUCACCUGGGUGGAGUGCAGCACAAUAUGCGUUGUUAAGUAUCUUGCCGGAGGAUAGUGAUUAAAGCAUCUGAUAUUCAAAGUAUGUAGAAUGCUAAAUUGCUGCAUGGUACGUAUUGUUCCUGAAUACUAUGGACGAACACUUUCCCUGACCCAUGGUUCAUUAGUUACGACAGCGAUGCCAUCGCCGAAGGGCUUUGUACUUAACAAUGCUAGCGUGUUUUCACCAUCGCGACUGCGACGGAUACUACAACAUAGAAAGUCUAUUGAAAAUGUCUGUAAAUCACGAUGAACAGCUGAGAGAUGAAGUGAUAGUUAUCAUCAUGACAAAUCUUGUACUCAACCAAAACAGAAACCGUUCUUUGAGGUAGACGUAGAGAACGUCACAAGAGUCUGUUCAAGAUGUCUCGGAUGGCUCUAGUGUGGUUCGCUGCUGCAAGUAGCUGCAUCUUUCUGCUCUCCAUCGGAUCAAUUUGCGCAUCAAACUCAGAUUCGAACCUCGUUGUCGAGACAACAUCCGGAAAGGUCCGAGGUGCGAGAAAGAACAUUCUUAGCAAAGAAGUAAUUACCUACCUUGGUAUACCAUAUGGUGAAGCUCCAACCGGAAGUAGACGUUUUAAGAAGUCUACGAACAAGACCCGUUGGGACGGUAUUUUUGACGCGUCCCGCUAUGGUUAUGCUUGCUACCAAGUGGUGGAUACUACAUACCCUGGAUUUCCCGGAGCGGAGAUGUGGAACCCAAAUGUCAAUAUGAGCGAAGACUGCCUGAAUCUAAACAUCUGGGUACCAGCAGACAGACAGAAUGAAUCCUUACCGGUAAUGGUGUGGAUAUUCGGCGGAGGUUUCUUCGCCGGUUCUGCAUCGCUUGAUGUAUACAACGGAGAGGUGUUAAGUACGACUGAAAAUGUUAUUGUAGUAACGAUAAAUUAUCGCGUUGCAAAUCUUGGGUUCUUAGCUUUGGGUGGGUCUGAUAAUAUUCCUGGAAAUGCAGGGCUGUUUGAUCAGGCUUUGGCCAUCUCCUGGAUCCACAACAACAUCGCUUCUUUUGGAGGCGAUGUAUCGCGGUUGACGUUGUUUGGAGAAAGCGCAGGAGCAGUGAGCACCAACUUACACAUGUUCUCACCAAUGACCAAAGACCUUUUUACGCGUGUUAUUCUGCAAAGUGGCUCUUCGUUCGCUCCUUGGGGUGUCAUCACAGCAGAGGAGGCAUUGCGUAGAGGUUUACUCCUUGCUGAAGGAACUGGUUGCUACACCCCUAACGGGAUGCAACCCACUCGUGAAGAUAUCACAGAUAUCAUAAACUGCCUGCAAAGGGUCCCACCUGAAAUCCUCAUCGAGAAUGAAUUUGUUGUGUCUGGUACUUACAUCUUUCCUUUCGUACCGGUAGUUGAUGGUGAGUUCCUGACAGAGACACCGACGGCUGCAAAAAUUACAGGAAGCUUCAAGGAAGCAGAUGUCCUCCUUGGAACGAACACCAACGAAGGAUCAUUCUUUAUGGUAUAUGACCUCCCGGGCUAUUACGACAAGGACACGGAGAGCCUGAUUAACAGAACUCAAUUCUUUGAGCUGAUUCCUCGACUUUUGCCUGAAAUGAACGAGUUUGGUCGAGACGCCAUCGCAUUUCAGUACACGGAUUGGCUUGAUCCUGACAACCCAGCCUUACUGAGGGAUGCCACGGAGCUGUAUGUUGGCGAUUACAAUAUCAUUUGUCCGGUUCACGAUUUCGGAAGGUUUCAUGCAAGCUCGGGUAACAAGGUCUACGCAUAUCACUUUGACCAGCGAGCAGCCAACAAUAUGUGGGGUGAUUGGAUGGGCGUUAUGCAUGGGGACGAGAUCGCUUUUGCCUUCGGUCAGCCUCUUCGGCCAGGCCUCGGGUUUUCCGAAGGUGACCAAAGAUUGAGUGAGAAGAUGAUGACUCUUUGGGCUAACUUCGCAAAGACAGGCAACCCGAAUGGAGCGGAAGAGAGUGACGACAUCCCGGCUGAAGAUGAUAAAUGGUUAUUGUUUGAUCAGGACAAUCAGAAUGUGUAUCUACUGAAGGAUACCACAGUGGACCACGCAAAAACGUACACAUGGGACCGAGCUAACUACUGUGCGUUCUGGUCGGAGUAUGUCCCGUUUCUCAACACACAGACAGCUAAUAUUGACGAGUCAGAGCGGCAGUGGAAGGAGGAUUUCUACCAAUGGAGCACCAAGUACAUGGUGGAUUGGAAAGCAGAAUUCAACCAUUAUCUCUACAGCAAGGAUUCUGGGUGCCCCAACGACGCAUACUCGGUCAACGAAACCCCAUAGUGUAGGUCCAUGGUAUUGUGAGAAAACGUGUAUUUUUUACAUAAGUUCAAAUAUUUUAUCUGAUGUUCAGAGAGUCAUUUCUACAAUCCCUAGAAAAAAUGAUGAGAUGACGAGAUACCGUCAUGUCUACAUCCCGUUUAAGAGAUGAUCAGAUGACAAGAUCUUCUAUCUCGA